AUGGCUUCUGGACCGCCUGCGGGCAUGGAUCUCUCCGAGAACUACUGCCCUCAAAUCAUAGGCGCUGAUAUGGCGCUACUCGCCCUGGCGACCAUUGCCGUGGUUGUGCGGUUUAUCUCCAGAUCCCUAUCGAAUGCGAACUUUUGGUGGGAUGACUGGGCUCUGGCAGUGGCGCAACGCGGUCAAUUUGUCUCAUCAUCUAUAAUUCGAUUUGAACGACCGGGCAGAAACGAAGAUGAAAGAAGAUUGAAGCUGACGCCUGUGUUAGCUACCAAAAACGGUGUCGGCAAACAUAUCUGGGCGCCCGGCGUGAACAUUGCCACUGUCACCAAGCUCCUUUGGCUGUAUGAGUUUUUCUAUGGCAGCGUCGUCCCAGCCGUCAAGAUGUCUGUUGUCCUUCUAUACUAUCGCAUAUUCCCCAUCAACUGGUUCCGACGAGUACUUUAUGGAAUAUCAUUCCUAGUGAUUGGCUGGUGGAUCGCGAUUGUCGUCACCGCGGGUCUUCAGUGCCGGCCGUACGACUAUUUCUGGAAGCAAUAUACAGACCCCACUGCCAAGGGGAGUUGCGUCGACGUCUACGCCUUCUUCAUUUCUAAUGCGGCGCUGAGCGUUUUCACGGACUUCCUUAUCCUGAUCUGUCCCAUACCAAUGAUUCUGCAGCUGCAAAUGCCCUUGAACCGAAAGCUGACUGUGCUUGGAAUCUUCCUUUUGGCUGGCUUGUAA
Molecule: messenger RNA, 723 nt
Organism: Penicillium lagena
Lineage: Eukaryota; Fungi; Ascomycota; Eurotiomycetes; Eurotiales; Aspergillaceae
Exons: 3
Coding region: 1-723 (240 amino acids)
Source: RefSeq, a predicted model, not a curated record